This is a messenger RNA of Micropterus salmoides (largemouth bass), 739 nucleotides long. RefSeq names its product signal peptidase complex subunit 3 (gene spcs3). The transcript has 5 exons. Bases 110 to 652 code for a protein of 180 amino acids. NCBI's taxonomy places the organism in Eukaryota, Metazoa, Chordata, Actinopteri, Centrarchiformes, Centrarchidae. Gene Ontology annotation, biological process: protein targeting to ER. The record is from RefSeq and is a predicted model, not a curated record. Gene Ontology annotation, cellular component: signal peptidase complex; membrane.
CACUUCCUUUUUUUUUUUACACAGUAUCAUUAGCUAGCUAGCUGUGCGAUAAUCUCUUAUUGAAUUACUGCUGUUUUAUCAUUCCUGUAGUUGUAGCCGUUAUUUAAAUAUGAAUACGGUUCUGUCGAGAGCCAACUCUUUGUUCGCCUUCUCUCUGAGCGUCAUGGCGGCCUUAACUUUCGGCUGUUUCAUCACGACAGCGUUCAAAGACAGAAGAGUUCCUGUGGACAUCCACGUCUCCAAAGUCAUGCUGAAGAACGUUGAUGACUUCACAGGACCCAGAGAGCGCAGUGAUCUGGGUUUCAUCACCUUUGACCUCUCAGCUGAUUUGCAGCCGAUUUUUGACUGGAAUGUUAAACAGUUGUUUCUCUAUCUAUCAGCUGAAUACUCCACAAAGAGCAAUUCUCUGAACCAGGUGGUGCUGUGGGAUAAGAUCGUCCUUCGAGGUGAAAACACCAAACUGAACCUCAGAGACAUGAAGUCCAAAUACUUCUUCUUUGAUGAUGGGAACGGACUCAGAGCCAAUAAGAACAUCACUCUGACGCUGUCGUGGAAUGUUGUUCCCAAUGCUGGAAUCCUGCCGCUGGUGGUUGGAAGUGGACACAUCAGCCUCCCUUUCCCAGACACAUACGAGACCACCAGGAGCUAUUAGACAGACGGGAACACACACAUCCUGUACACUGGUGUUUCUUCAUGGAUGUAAAGUCAUUUUGGUUUAUAAUAAAAGUUGAGAUUGGAA